UUUCCCCGAAACACCCUGUUUUGCCUGGGCAAAAACUGCUUCAACCGCUGUCUCCUUCCCGAAUUGAAGUGUUCUGCUUAAACGAACACCAACCCAUCUCACCAUCGCAAAACCCCGGCGAUCGACGGCGACGGCCACUCCUUGACCUGUUGAAGCUCAAAAACACCACCGCCUUAUCUUUGCAAGGGAAAAUUUACAUCUGCGCAGACCAUAUAGCAGAUAGAGGGAGACGAUGCCAUUCUCCUCCUGCUGGUGGCGGAGGUUGUCGUCUUCCAAUGGUGCGUCUCCAGCGGUCGAAUGGCGGUCCUCGUCGGAAGAAGGCGAUCGUUAAUGGCCCUGCAAAUGCGGUGGCAGCCGAGCCUCCUCCUGCUCCACCAAAAGCGCAAGAACGGUCCUCCCCUAGGGUUAAGGAACCUCGGCAACACCUGCUAUCUUAACAGCGUCCUCCAGUGCCUCACCUACACUCCUCCCCUCGCUUAUUUCUGUCUCACUCACCAACACUCCUCCUCUUGUGAUUCCGCUGAUAGGAAGCGGGAGUGCCCUUUUUGUAUACUGGAGAAGCAAAUUGCGAGGUCAUUGAGUGUUGAUCUAACCCUAGAUACGCCUGCCAAGAUGAGCAGCUGCCUCAGGAUUUUCGCGGAGCAUUUCCGGUUUGGGCGCCAGGAGGACGCGCACGAGUUCCUUAGGUAUGUAAUCGAUGCUUGCCACAACACCUGCCUCCGCCUCAAGAAGCUGCAGCAGCAGCGCCGCAAGGGUGGCGCCGGUGAGAGUUUCGUCGGCAGCACGGUGGUCAAGGAGAUUUUUGGGGGUGCUCUUCAGAGUCAGGUGAAGUGUCUCUCAUGCGGAGCAGAGUCCAAUAAGGUCGACGAGAUAAUGGAUAUAAGCCUGGAUGUGUUGCAUAGCAGUUCUCUCAAAGAGUCUCUGCAGAAGUUUUUUCAGGCUGAGAUUUUGGAUGGCAACAAUAAAUACAAGUGUGACAACUGUAAGAAAUUGGUGGCAGCAAGGAAACAGUUGUCUUUAUUUCAGGCACCAAAUGUCCUUGUAAUCCAACUAAAGAGGUUUGAGGGCAUAUUUGGUGGGAAGAUUGACAAGGUUAUUGCAUUCGAGGAAGUUCUUCUGCUUUCAAGCUACAUGUGCAAAGGCAGCCAGGAUACACAUCCAGAGUAUAGCCUUUUUGGUAGCAUUGUGCAUUCAGGCUUUUCACCUGAUUCUGGACACUAUUAUGCAUACAUCAAGGAUGCAAUGGGCCGUUGGUAUUGCUGCAAUGAUUCUUUUGUCAAACUCACAAAUCUGCAGGAGGUUUUGUCUGAGAAGGUUUAUAUCCUUUUCUUUUCUCGAACCAGACAAAGGCCAGGGACUGCUGCUAAUCUUGUAUCAGUUUCCAACGGAGUCAAUUGUCAAGAGUGCAAUGGCACUGAUACAUCUAAACAGCAGAGUGUAGCUUAUACAGAUCAGCAUGCUAAUCAUUCUUCUGAAAAAGAGAACUUGAUCAGAUCUAAGGACAAUAAGGUGUCAUCAAGUGUGCAGAUCAACUUAAGUAGCUCCAGAAACUCUGCUACGAAAAAGCCUUUUGCAAGUGUUAAUGGAAAAAUUGUUGUUCAGAAAAGACAGUACAAUGGGGAUGGGCACACGAAAGCCUCCAUAUCCAUAGAGAAGGAUGAGAAGAAUAUGUCAUCAUUAGCUGGAUAUGGGGUUGUCAAAAGUAAAGCAGUGGAGACUGUAGAAAGUGGAAAAAGCCAAACAUUUUCUUUCACUAAUGAUAAUGGUAAAACCAAGAGGGCACCUGCCAAUUCUGUAGAAGCAGUUUUGCCUGAGGACACACAUUGGGAAAACAAGGUGUCAAAAGAAAGAGUGGUGAAUGAGCAUGAAUUGAAGAGCAAUGAUGUUAGCAAUAUCUCUGAUAUCUCAGGGUCAAAAAGAAAACUGCAGGAUGAGAAGUCCUACAUUUUGUUGGCCAAAGAUGCUGAUUCUCAGGCAAAGCUUGAAAACUUCAAAGAACUUCUAAGGAAAGAAGCUUCCUCAUUUCUGCAAUCAUGUGGUUGGACAAGGGAAGUUUUUCAUUUUAUGUGUUCUAGAAAGAAGAUCUGCUGUCGAGAAGCAGGCGAUAUGACAUCAAAUGGUGAUGAGUUAAAGAAGUCGUUGACGAUAGAUGCCAAAAGGGAAUUCAUCUCACGGAUCCCUGAGUCAUUGAAAGAGAGCCUUAUUAAACGGCUCGGAUCAUUUAGCCAGGAAAGACAACCCUCAGGUCCUUGAGCAAUUUGAUAUGUCCCUCGAUUUGCGUUGGAUGCAGAUUCAGUAUAUAACCUGUACCACUGGUUUGCCCUCCGUCUAUCCACAGCAUCUUCCACCACCGAUAACUUGGGGUACACACCACAUUAUGCAGUUUCAAGCUCAUGAUGCAGCAUUCAAGAGGGAGGAGGUUCUAUCAUAUGGCCAUUCUCAAUAGGCAGAAUAUAGAGAGACAGGUGCUUCACUGGUCCAAUUUUGAGAGGAGGACCUAGUUCGAUACCCUCUAGUAUCUUUCCUAUGAUCUUGUGCACGUUGGUUAUGGUAGAGGGCAAGUUCAGGAUUCUAUUCAUUUUGUAUGAUAUCCGUUUUUGCUUUAUGGUUAAUUACAGAACACAGUCCUCAUUUAGCAGAUGCUCAACAAAUUUUUUUUACUAAAAUGCGGUCGGAUUUUACACUCUGGAUCUCUAUCCCUAUCCCUAUCCGGUCAUUGAGGUUUUCUGUGGAAAAAUGUGUUACUGCUCUUCCAAGUAUGUACUUGAACUUCCCCGCUAUUAGGUAUAUUCGAUUUUGCUUAGUGAAGUGAAAAGGAGAAGGAAGAAGGUCAAGGAAAUUAAAUGAAGCAACAAAGUUGUAUUGCCGUCGUUUUGUUCCUUUGCCUGUGUGAAACGGGAGAUGUUUACGUUGGAGACUUGUUUCUUCCUAUGAGUAGUGGAGUUGGUAAUUUCAAUUACCAUUGGGCUUA
Messenger RNA from Diospyros lotus (date-plum), 2971 nucleotides. Its product is annotated as ubiquitin carboxyl-terminal hydrolase 25-like. The coding region runs from base 298 to 2253 and encodes 651 amino acids. The transcript is spliced from 9 exons. The record is from RefSeq and is a predicted model, not a curated record. Gene Ontology annotation, cellular component: nucleus; cytosol. NCBI's taxonomy places the organism in Eukaryota, Viridiplantae, Streptophyta, Magnoliopsida, Ericales, Ebenaceae. Gene Ontology annotation, biological process: protein deubiquitination. Gene Ontology annotation, molecular function: cysteine-type deubiquitinase activity; cysteine-type endopeptidase activity.